GACGUGAGAGUAUCGAACAGUCAAUCAUGUCAUCAAAGGAAAAUUCACCAGAGCGGCCGAGCAAUAACGCACAGCAGAAUGGCGACUCAGAAAAGGGCAAGGAUGGCGAUGAGAAGCCCAAGCCCGUCGGAUUGUUUUCUCCAGAACUCAAACAUGUGAGGCGAGAAAUUGCUUGGAAAUGGUUGUUGACGACGGUUAUACUCAUGGCAGCUAUCAUGGCUAUUGGGCAGCAUUAUUCCAUGCGGAGUCAAACCUAUCUUCUCGUCUAUGUUGUGGACUUUGAUGGUCAAGGUCCCGCCAGUGUACCUGGAGUCGAACCACUAGUUGGUCCUAUCAUUCAAGGUCUUGCACGUACGCAAGUAGCAUCUGGUACACCAACGCUUGGAUGGGGACCUUUAUUCGGAUCUGAUUUCAACUACGACCCUAUCGCUGUACGACAGGCUGUCUACAACUGGGACGCCUGGGCUGCCAUCAUUAUCAUGCCUAAUGCAACUUCGCAACUAUACAAUGCUGUGCAGAACGGAAACACAAGUUACGACCCCAUGGGAGCAUGCCAAUUGAUCUAUCAGUCCUCCAGAGACGACACAAAUUGGUACGAUUUCAUGUUACCAAUAAUUUCACAAUUCCAAACUCAGGCUACAUCCAUGGUUGGCCAACAAUGGGCAAAGAUGGUAUUGCAAAAUGCCACGACUGAUCAAACGCUCUUGCGCAAUAUGGCCAAUGUACCUCAGGCAGUUUCACCAGCAAUUGGCUUCUCGGAAUUCGACCUCAGGCCUUUCUAUCCUUAUACCGCGAUUCCAGCCACCACGAUUGGGCUCAUUUACCUUAUCAUUUUGAGUUUCUUCUCGUUCGCCUUCUACCUGCCUAUCUGGUUCAGGUUCUUGAACCCUCAAGGACAUCCACCUCUUAGAUUUGUCGAGUUUAUCGCUGUUCGUUGGGGCGGUACUGUGCUUGCCUAUCUCUUCCNNCUGUCUCUGGCAUACUCCUUCGUUUCUCUGGCCUUCCAGAUCAACUUUUCUGGCGGCAAUCCUAUCACCUCGGAAACUCAAGUCACAGAUGUUGCGUAUGGUAACCCUGACGCUUAUGGCCAUGGAACCUUCCCCGUGUAUUGGAUGCUGAAUUUUGUUGCUAUGUGCGCUCUUGGUCUUGCUUGUGAGAAUGUGGCUAUGGUUGUUGGUCAACCAUGGACAGGUCUCUGGCUCAUCUUUGUAAGUGUUCUUCGGUUGGACACCUUCGUCAAGAUGCUAACCACAAGAGCAGNNUGGGUCAUCACCAACGUAUCAACUGGCUUCUACGAUAUCGACAUCGAGCCUGCGUUCUUCCGCUGGGGCUACGCAUGGCCUUUGCACAAUGUGGUUGAAGCCAGUAGACAGAUCUUAUUUGGUCUGCAUUCACGUAUUGGACUGGACUUUGGUGUGCUUUUUGCUUGGGCAGCUGUCAACACAGCCAUUGUGAGUUUUUCUCUCGCAUUGUCUGUCGCACGGCUCUUGGGACCCUUACUGACAGUGGCCACAGNNUUCCCCUUCACGUGUUGGUUCCUCAUGUACAAGCGUAAACACGAGAUCCAUGAAUACUGGGCU
This is a messenger RNA of Aureobasidium musti, 1580 nucleotides long. NCBI's taxonomy places the organism in Eukaryota, Fungi, Ascomycota, Dothideomycetes, Dothideales, Saccotheciaceae. The record is from the annotation of a GenBank genome assembly.